GCGCGCGUGCUCGAAGCCAAAGAGCAUCUGCUUCAAAGCGGUCCGCGCACGCGCAGGAGGAAAAGAUGCAGCCUGUGUUCAGACAACAGCCGCGGCUCUGAGGAGGAGACACAACCGGCGUGGACCCGAGUGGACGCGGCGGCACCGACACCAGGACCUCACCGGGGACCGGAGCGACCAGAGUCCGGGCUGCAGCUCCCUCCGGGCCGGACCGAACCUCCUCCUUCUUCCCCAGCGCUCCGACUGAGCGGUUCCCCCUGGGAGUGAAGAGGAGGGAGGAUGAAGAAAAGCAACCAAAGCAGACGGGGCUUCCAGGACUCCGGUCCGCUCGCCGUCCAGCAGCCGGAGAAGGCGGGUUGGAUCAGGAAGUUCUGCGGUCGAGGGAUUUUCAGGGAGCUGUGGCGGAGCCGGUACCUGGUGCUGAAAGGAGAUCACCUCUACAUCUCAGACAAGGAGGUUAAAGACGAGCGUAAAGCCCAGGAAGUGUUUGACCUGGCUGAUUACGAGCGUUCAGAGGAGCUGAGGAAGGCGAAGAGUCGGAGCAAGAAGAACCACAGUCGCUUCACGUUGCUGCGCUGCAAGCAGCGAGGAAACACAGUUCCUAACCUGGUGUUUCUGGCUGUGAGUCCGGAGGAGAAGGAGUCCUGGAUCAACAUGCUGAAUGUGGCUGUAAUCAAGGCUAAGAACAGAGUUCUCGAUGAGGUGACCAUUGAGGAGGACAGCGCUCUGGAUCAUCUGACCAGAGAUCGGGCGAAGAUCCCUCACAGCCGCCGGCUGCCGACCAGAGGACACCUCAUGGCCGUGGCCUCCACCUCCUCCCACGGCAUGCUGACCCUUGACCUGGUUGCCGAGGAGGACGGUUUCUGCCUCGAAUAUGACGACGACGAAUCCUGGGAGGACAGCUUCCGAGUCGACCUGCAGAAAGAUGACUCUGGAGGCGGGGUCGGGGGUCGUCAGCGGGCGGGAACCGACGUCUCGAAGCUGCGGGUGACGACUAAAGAGCCCAAAGUGAAGACAGGGAGCCUACCGAGAGGCAGCGAGCGCUCCUGGGGCAAACAGCCUCACCUGGACGCCUCGAAAGUCCAAAAGAACCAGCAAGUCCAGGUCCUUCAGGCCCAGUCUCGAACGCCGCAGCCAGGGAAGAGGUUCAGCAUGCAGGGGCGGAGUCGCUGCGCCUCCAUGGAUGAAGUCCUGUCCUCCAGACCAGCAAUGAUUCGGUCAGAGUUUCGUUCGGCUCUUCGUCGCUGUCCGACCGAAGAGGAGGCGGGCAGCGGCUCUUCCGCCCAGCCUGUCGGCCAGCUGCAGAGCCUCAUCGCCCAGAGGAUGCAGAGAGCCCAGGAGCUGCUGGAGGAAAUGAGGCUGCAGGAGCUGCAGAAGGCCAAAGCGGAGAGAGAACGAGGCGGCAGCUCAACGUACCUGAAGGGGAUCAACUCCCCUCGGCUUCACCACCUCAAGGGCUCAGACUCUCCACACUCCAGUAGAUCGUCGGGGUCUCCGAGGAGCAGGAGCAGCGACUCGCCUCGCCUCCGGGGCAAAGACUCGCCUCGCCUCAGAGGAAGAGAGUCUCCUCGAUCCAAAGCCAAGAAGAACCGCUCCAAAGCUGCCGACUCGCCUCGCUCCAGAGGGUCUCACUCUCCUGCAGCUAAAGUUGCCGAAUCCCCUCACCUGAAGGAGCCGAGUGGCUCUCCUCGAUCAAAGAGCUCCGACGCUCCAAAACUGAAGGGGUCAUUGGGUUCCAGCUCCAACAGAAAGGAUCAUUCUCCUCCACAGAAGACUCCCGAGACGCCGCCAUGUUUGAAUAGAUCCAACUCCUGUCAGGCGGAGGGAUCCGGUUCGUUGCAGGGCAGCGAAACUGACUCCCCUCAUCUGGGCAUCAUUAAGGAGAACCAGCAGAACCAAAACUCCCCAGGUCUGCGCAGAUCCUUCGACUCCGCCCUGCCCAAAACCCCCGACAAACUCCGCCUUUCUCCUCCGACUCCGGAGCAGCCCGGAGAGGAUCAGGAGGUGGAGAGGCGGCGCGCCGAGGCCGAGCGGCUGCUGGAGGAGGCGGUGUCGUCCUGGAAAGAGGCGCAGGAGGUCCUGCAGGAGGUGAAGGAGCUGCAGAGCCAGACGCUGAGGCGGCAGCGCAGGAGGACCUACGAGAAGAUGACGACGGCAGCGGCGGCGGCUUUGCAGCCCGCGGCAACCGCAGCCGGAGAGGAGGACGACACUCCGACCUCCCCGACGUCACCGGAGGACGACGAGGAGUCCGAGACGCCAUGACGAGAACAAACAUCCGGCAGCGCUGCUCUGCAUGCUUACACUGCAAAAAAACUAAAUCUCACCAAAUUGUUUUGGUCUAGUUUCUAGUGCAAAAACCUUAGUGCUCUUUAAAUAAGACAAAACUAACUUAAAUGUAACAUUUCUGCUAGAAAUAGAGGCUUGUUUUAAGUAAAUAAUUCCUUAUAGUUGACCUACUAUGCUUCUUUGAACAGAAUAGGAUAGAUCUAUGGGUUAUACAAAAAGUUCAUUACAUGUUUUGCAUAAAAUAAUUAUCAGAUAAUUAGAUUUCAGAGUGGUAAGUUUAGCCUAGUUAGAGUUCCUUUCAGUUGUUUCAGGGAAUUUUGUCACUUUAAAUCCCAAUAAGCUGCUGCUGGCCACGCCCCCAAAUCAGUGUUUACAUUCUCACUUUAAAAUGGCUGCAAACAGAUACGCAACCAUACAGCUUUGAAAAGCAGAAGUAGAGCCUCCUGCACAACCAACAAGAACGCAGCAAGUGGUUUCUGGAUGGUAAGUGAAGAACAAAACACUUGUCUAUUCCAGCAGCCAUUGUACAGCACAUAGAGCAAUAAGAACAGCAGACUAAACAUCCUUGACCUCAGAUUGAGUUGCUAAGCAACAAGCAGUGAUCGCUGAUUUGUGAGGUUACAUUUGGAAAUUUUUUGAAAUUACUCAUUUUCCAGUCACCAGAAAUCACUAUUUUUUUAAGCACUUUGGCUGUUUUUAAAAACAGUAAAUAUCCAAAUUUAAGUAAAAAAAAUACGUCCCCCUUAAUAUUAACAAAAAAAGUACUAAUUCCACUGAUUAUUUAACUUAUAACAAGACAUUUUCCUACGUUAUCAGUAAAAAUAAUCUGCCAGUUGAACUAGAACUUUUCUAUCAAUAUUAUGGAAUUAGUUACAUAAAAAAGCUCCUAUUUCUUGCUGAAAAGUUACUUGUAAUUUAGUUUUGUCUUAUUUCAAGUGUAAGAAGAUAUUUGCUCUAGAAACUGCACCAAAAAUACUUGGUAAGAUUUUCUGUGUUUGCACUGUAUGCACAAAAAACUAACAACGUUUACACAAUUUUUACAUUGUUGAUCGUAUUUCCCAAAACAUUUCCAAAUUUUCAUUGAUUAAGGCAACAAGAUGCACGUGACGAUAAAUGGAUUAUUUAAAAACCAGGGAUACGUUUCGUUCCAGGGGAUUUAUUGACUUUAAUCCUGUCUGGCGCUCCGUCGUCACCAAGCAGAAACCCCCUCUCUGCUGUCAGGAGACCUCCAUCUGUGGCGAGAGCUCCACAUUUAAUUUUAAUUAAUGCAGCUUUAAUGGAGAGGAGCUCCUCUUCACCUUCUCUCACGAUGCUGCACGGCUUCCUUUGUCUCUGAAGAGAAAAUCCUCUCCGUUCAUUUUAAAACCAAGAUGUCAAACCUUUUUAUGACAGUCAAUGAAGAGCACAAAAUGACUUGUUUUUAAAGAAACGAAAUGAACUUCCGAUUUCUGCACUGAUUUAAAACUUUAACCUGCUUGUUUGCUGAUAUAUCACUGAAUCUUCUUUGUAGCAUUUCUUUCAAAAAACGUUUUUGACAUCACUUGAUCGCCCUAUUUAGUUGUAGCUUAAAGGUGACCUAUUAUGCUUGCUUGAACAGUUUAGGAUAGUUUUAUAGCUAAAACCAGCUAACCAAUCGUCCUGGAGCUCCACUUGGGUUGCUAGGUGAUGGGUGGAACUCGGCUGUGGUUGCUAGGUAACGGCGCAGUGCCCAUGGAAUGUGGCUCAACAAUAGAAAGAUUUUUGAAACGGCUCUUUUGCCAAAUACCAAAAGACAUUAACUUCUUACCAGAAAAUGGCUUGGUGGUUUUUUUUAAGCGCUUGGUGUUUUUUAGCAGAAAGCCAAAUGGAAGUAUAAAAAUGUAUAAUAGGUCUCCUUUAAUGAGCAGCAGAUCUGCUGAAGUUUCCUUCCAGCUUAUUAUUGAUUUUCACAUAAUCUCAGUCUUUUCAAGCUACAUCCAAAAUCAGGGAGUUUGAAGUUGUAAAAGAUGAGCAAAAAAAAAAAGAAGAAAAGAAGCAAUAAUUGAUUUUUGUAUUAUUAUUUGUUUGUAAUUUCAGGCUGAAAAAAAGCCGCAGACCAGCUCAGAUAUUAUAAACUCUGCACUAUGAACUGAACUUCUUUGUAACAAUAUUGCUGCAACCAGCUUUUACUGUAUGAUUGAAAUCAGGAUUUUAUUUGCACAUUUGCUGAAUAUUUGAGGCUGAUAGUUGACUUUUUAUUAAAUCCUCACAUAAUGUUAGAUUUUUUUUUAGAAUUAAUUUGUUCCUUUAAAUUAUUUCCCAUCAGAACAUUAACAAAUGUGCUUCUGUUAUAUAAAAGAUCAUCCAUUAGAUUUCGAUAUCAAGAAAAAUCAACUGAGUAGACACGAAAUCUUGUAUCAUAAAGAUACUUUCAAGAAAUUUCAAAAAUCUUAUGAUUAUGCAACUCAUUACUACUGAAAACUAACUAUGACGCUUGAACUAUUAUGUCACAAUUUUAAAUGUUACACUAUUGAUAUUUAAUAACGCUUGUUUAGGGAUGGAAAACUGGGUUGUCUACUAGUUCUCAAUUUUUUCCUUCUGAAUAAUAAGGUAUUUUCAUACUUCAUUUGUAAUUUUUAUGAUGCAGUUGAAGUUAACCCGUCUAUAAACCACCCACGGAAAUUUUCAAAAACGUAGAGGCCUUGGCGACAUGAAAACAAUCUUUAUAUUUGUUGAUGUUUCGAAAAACGGUUGUUGUCUACGCUGUUGUUUCCAGAUGUUUCUUCAUUCACACAAAAACUCUGAAUAUUACACAAAAUGCUGUAGUAACUACUCCAGGCCUGUGUGUGGCGCUGUGACGCCACCGCAGAAAUACACCAAAGCAGAGAAGAAAGUGUCGUUCAGUUAACUUGGCUACAACGUCAAAAAACAACUCAUAAAACAUGGUUAUAGCUGCACUAAAAGAUCAUUUUCGCACAUGAAAUGUUGCAUUAAAGCCAGUUCACAAACCAGAAACAAUAAAAAAAAAUACAUGUAUGUUUUUUAUGGUUGCAUGUAGACGGCACCAAAAACAGGCAACAUUAGCAACGGUUAGCUAGCUAGCUCAAAUCAUCCGUUCGAUUGAAACUUUAGCUAGCUUGCUAGCUAACGGCCAUUAAUCACACGAGGGCCGCUUCACAUGAAUUUUAUUUAGCUGUUACAACAUUGAUCAAACACUUAUCCUAAAAGGACGAAUUGAAAAAUGUCAGCUAAUAUACAAUUUGGCUAAAUAACUACUAUUCCUGAUCACUUCUUGAUUAUUUAAUGAUACAAUCAAUAAGUCAAAUAAAUCUGAACGUACAUUUUACAAAUUUACAGCAGAAUAAAUGCCACAACUUUAAAAGUUCAGUUUUCAUUGGGAACAUGAAGGAUGUUAAGAGCUGCUAACGUUCUGUUAAGAUUGAAUAUUGUCUCUGUAAAAAGUCAAAUUUUGUAAGAUAUAACUUUCUUAUUUAAGUUUGCAGUGUUGCAAUGUUUGAAAAAGAUUUUCUCCAGUUUGUGAGUUUUUGCACAUUUGUCAUAAAUACUGAGAGCAUGGAUAAAAAAGCACUGAUGCUGACAGAGCUAAAUCACAUUGUGAGUUAUCUGUACUGUGAGAUUUUGAGGGGACGUGAAACAACUGCAUUCAUUUGUAAUUUAUUUAUAUGUUUAUGCACAUUGAAAAAAAAGCAUUUUCUAGGCAGAAUCCAAUGCUGUAAUCACUGUUUAUAUAGAAAUAUGAGUUCCUGCGUGGUUUGCUGAUUUUACUUGACUUCAGAUAUACUGUAUCUGUUCAUGUUUUUUAUGCAUUGUGGGAGCACCAAAACAAAAACACUGCUGAUUUUCUGUGCAACUACUGCUAAUGCAAACUAUAAUAAGCUAAACUACUGGUAAGGUGAGCAGCUUCCCCUGCUUUGUUUUGCUUUAGGUUAGUUUCAACACCAUGACGGGUUUAUAGAAAACUUCUGAGUCAAACUGACUCAAAGCAGGUCGAUUCAUCUCACCUUAUCAGCUGAUGAUUUUUAUUUCUUGUUUAAAUAACAAUAUAAAAAAACAAGGUUGUUGGACUAUUAUGUGGAUGGUGAUGUAUGUAUAUGCAUUUUGCAUUAACUUGUAUGAACUUACAAAUACACAAUGCAACUGCAAAGUUGUGAAAUAAAAUAAAGAAGACUUUGACAUUUAAUUAAAUGAUGCCAAAAUUCA
This is a messenger RNA of Xiphophorus hellerii (green swordtail), 6465 nucleotides long. It is a transcript of the gene plekho1a, whose product is annotated as pleckstrin homology domain containing, family O member 1a. Bases 280 to 2262 code for a protein of 660 amino acids. Lineage: Eukaryota; Metazoa; Chordata; Actinopteri; Cyprinodontiformes; Poeciliidae. The record is from RefSeq and is a predicted model, not a curated record. Gene Ontology annotation, biological process: regulation of myoblast fusion. Gene Ontology annotation, cellular component: muscle cell projection membrane; ruffle membrane. The transcript is spliced from 10 exons.